This is a messenger RNA of Blastomyces dermatitidis ER-3, 3328 nucleotides long. RefSeq names its product ferrochelatase. Lineage: Eukaryota; Fungi; Ascomycota; Eurotiomycetes; Onygenales; Ajellomycetaceae. The record is from RefSeq and is a predicted model, not a curated record. The coding region runs from base 176 to 1459 and encodes 427 amino acids. Gene Ontology annotation, molecular function: protoporphyrin ferrochelatase activity. Gene Ontology annotation, biological process: heme biosynthetic process. The transcript has 3 exons.
CGGCAUUUAACAUUCGCAGGGCCGACACACGCCCUAUCCAAUUGACCAACCUCCCUACUAGUCAGGAAAUUGUUAGCACCGCUACACGACCUGGCCCGGUGCCCGGCCUCUCUACACUGAUUUUACUGCUACAACGGAUUGAUUACCAAGGGAUAUAAGCACACCAGCUUCGGAAAUGUCCCUACGAACUUUCAUCACAGCGCUUCCCAGGAAGGCGGUGAAGAGAGCGAAUUGGAGGCCCACGGCGUCAGUAUCGCUUUCGAGCUAUGGCGACCAACAACGGCACGGGAUGGCAACAAGUGCUCCGCCUGUCACACAAGAUUCCGCGGGAUCGAAGGGGCCGACUGCUAUGGUAUUCCUGAACAUGGGGGGCCCGCAAACAACAAAGGAUGUUGGCGAUUACUUGAGCAGACUAUUUGCAGAUCCCGACAUAAUACCCCUUGGACGGCUUCAGUCAUACCUGGGGCCCCUCAUCUCCCAUCGUAGGACGCCCAAAAUCGAGAAGCAGUAUGCGGCCAUUGGAGGGGGAUCGCCGAUUAAAAAAUGGUCUGAGUACCAAUGCAAGGAGAUGUGCAAGAUCCUCGACAAGAUAUCACCAGAAACUGCACCACAUAAACCAUACAUUGCGUUCCGAUACACAGCCCCUUUGACAGAAACUACCUAUGCCCAGAUGCUCGAGGAUGGAUUUGGCGGAGGCAAAGGAGGUCGUGCAGUGGCGUUUACACAAUACCCGCAAUAUUCUUGCUCCACGACAGGCAGCUCAUUGAACGAACUGUGGAAAUGGCGAAACCGACUGGAAAGCAAGCGCGUGACUGGGGAACAGGAACCGGAGGGAGCCAUACAGUGGAGCGUCAUUGACCGAUGGCCUACGCAUUACGGUUUGGUAGAGGCGUUCGCUCAGAAUAUUGAAAAGCAACUUGCGACAUAUCCUGAAGAGCGGAGGAGAGACGUUGUUCUCCUCUUCUCUGCUCAUAGCUUGCCGAUGAGCGUUGUAAAUCGAGGUGAUCCAUAUGCAGCAGAAGUCUCCGCAACCGUCUACGCAGUCAUGCAGCGACUGAAUUUCUCAAACCCGUACCGCCUCUGCUGGCAAUCUCAAGUCGGCCCCUCAGCCUGGCUAGGAGCCCAAACCAGUGAUACAGUUCAAAACUACGUGAAAAAGGGACAAACGGACCUUCUUCUGGUUCCUAUCGCCUUUACCAGCGACCACAUCGAAACCCUUUUCGAACUGGACCAGGAAGUCAUCCACGACGCGAACAGCCCCGGCGUCAAGCGAGUUGAGAGCCUGAACGGGAACCCGAUCUUCAUCCAGGGUCUUGCGGACAUUGCUGCGGCCCAUUUGCGCAGCGGAGAAACUUGUUCGCGCCAGAUGACGCUCCGGUGCCAGGGCUGUACGAGCGAAAGGUGUCUGGAGCAGAAGAAGUAUUUCGCGGGGCCUGAGCUCGCGAAUCUUGUACGAUAAGUGGAGUGGGGGAAUAAUGUUUCGAUUUGCUCGUGAAUUCGUUACGCUUUACAUGCAUGUAUUCUUAUAUGUGUGCGCGAUUUUAAAAAUUUGUGUGUUAUGUUAGACGCGCGAAUUUGUCGCCGAGGAUCAUUUCCACUUUUUUGUUUUAUCUAAAAUAUGUAUAUUAAUUAAAUAUACCCCAGUGUUCAAUGGAAGGAUGUCGUAUUAAAUUUAUCGAUGUCAAUUACCAACGUGCACAUGACCUGAUCCUUAUAUAUCAGUACCUGUUAAACGGAAAUGAACUCCUAUCUACACUGGGUGCGGAGGUAGUUAUGAUCCAUUGGAUUUACUAUUCAACCCAUGUUAAUCCCUCUUUGCCCCAACUCUAACAACGAGAAGGGGUCCUUCAGCAACGAAUCACUUUCUUAUACUUCAAAUAGAGAAAUGUUUCUUCCUAUUGUCCCGAGUAUUGCGUUCGAAUAGUUCACCUCUCUGAUAUUACACAAACCCUAGGAUAUUUCAAUAGCCACCUUCCCCUUGUGCUUCCGAGACGCCAGAUACUCGUACGCCUCCCUAGUCUGCUCGAGAGUAAAGACCUUCGAAUCCAACACAGGACGCAGCUUAUCGACAUUAGCCUCGAUGGCCCUGCACAUCUCGUCCAUCUGCAGCCUACUUCCAGUCCAGACUCCCCGUGCCGUAAACCCGCCCAUUAAAACAUCAAUCAGCCCAGGCAUCGGAUCCCCUUCCCCAGGUUGUGGCGGAGCCAUAAACCCAAUCAUAUUGACAAUUCCAUCCAGCUUCACACUCGCAACACUCUGCUUAAGCGUCGCCGCGCCUACGACGUCCACAACAAUAUCAACCCCAAGCCCGCCAGGCGUCAACGCCUUCGCCGCAACGCCCCACUCGGCCGUCUCCUGGUAGUUGAUAAUAUGAUCUGCCCCCAGCUUCUCCAGCAAGCCCACCUUCUCCGCCGACCCCGUCGUCGCAAUCACCUUGGCACCCACAGCCUUCGCAAACUGAAUCGCAAACAAACUCACCCCCCCAGUGCCCUGCGUCAGCACCCACUGGCCCGGCAUAACCUGCUUCCCAGCCAAUCCGAAUAGGGCGUUCCAGGCCGUCAGCCCUGCGCAGCCGAGCGUCGCGGCUUCAGUGAAGCUUAGGCCCUUAGGCAUCGCGACGAGUCCCUGCUCGUCAAACGCGCCCACGGUACGUAGAGUGCCAUGGUAGGUGCCGCCCAGCCCGGAUCGUGAUGCUUGUACAGUCAUUGGACCUGCAAUGUGUGCUUGGUUGAUAGUUGUUGUGACCUUGUCGCCUGGCUUGAAGCGGGUGACAUUUUUGCCAACGGCAAGGAUUGUGCCGGCGCCGUCGGAGCCAGGGACUACGUUGGGUCGAAUAAGAAUUGGAUAGACCCCGUGCAGAAUGAGGAGGUCCCGGGCCUAAUUUUGUUGGUUAACAGAGAGAGAAAGUCUUAAGGGUGGGAGUGACGUGAACGAUACAUUUAGAGCCGCUCCUUGGACUAUUUAUAUAGAACAACUUGUUUUAGCUGGUGCCAUUUUUAUUCCCCUCCUCCUCCGCUUUCAUGGCAGGCUUUGCUUCUUUUCCCUCGUGCCCGCGCCUCAUGGCUAAAGGAAGUGCGUAAUCAACUUACGUUUUACCAAAACCUGAUGAUCUUCAAGCUCAGGCACUGGCUCCUCUGUGAAUUUAAGAGAUGCAAAGCCAUUCUGGCUGGUGAGACUCCACUGCUUCGUGGUCCUGGGGAUUGGUUGUGUCAUGGCUGGAGGAGGUUCUUGGAAUAUAAAUAUAUAAUAGUGACGUUUGGGUGUAACUUGUAUAUUUAUUUUUAUGUAUAAGUUAGUUAGCUAUGGAUGGAUAAAUAGACGAUUUGGG